ACCAAUCCAAGAUAUCAAAAUGGAUAAGUUCCGAAUGAUGGCCCAGAUUCUCCAGUCCAACCAAGAGUCUUUUAUGAAUGGUAUUUGUGGCGUCAUGGCCCUGGCGAGUGCUCAGCUCUACACGUCUUUUGAAUUCAACUGUCCCUGUAUCCCUGAAUACAACUACUCAUAUGGGAUCAGCAUGCUUGUUAUUCCACCUAUAUGGUUCUUCCUUUUGGGUUUUGUACUAAACAACAAUGUCUCGAUGCUGGCGGAGGAGUGGAAACGGCCGGUAGGACAGCGGAGGAAGGACCCUACAGUCAUUCGCUACAUGUGUGUGUCCAUAUCCCAGCGGUCACUCAUCGCACCAGCCGUUUGGAUCUCAGUGACUCUAAUGGAUGGUAAAAGCUUCCUGUGUGCCUACAGUAUGGACCUGGACAUGUCUGAAUUUGGCAAGAAUGUAAGUGGACACGGACUGUCUCAAGAGGAACUCUUACGAACACUGGCCAAAAUACCAUGCAAGCAUAUAUAUGAUGGCCAGCACAUCCUAUCGAGAGAGGCCGCCACCAGAUACAUAUGCUGUAUUUCACAGGCAUUUGGAUGGUUGUUCUUGUUGAUAAUCACAAUCGCUGCAUUUCUGAUCAGAGCCAUUCGUCCCUGCUUCACUCAGGCCACCUUUCUCAAAACCAAAUACUGGUCCCACUACGUAGACACGGAGCGCAAGAUGUUUGAUGAGACUUGCACAGAACAUGCCAAAAGUUUCGCCAAGAUCUGCAUCAAGCAAUACUUUGAGGGUGUUAGCGGUGAGAUUCAAAGCCUUCAUGAUCAUUCACGUGGAGAUGAUAGCGAUGAUGAGGACAAUAAACCUGCUACAGAAGAAGACACACUGAUGGGCGUUCGGCGUCAGGACACCAUGAAUAAGGUGCUGUGGGACUGGCACACGUGUAAACCUCCGCUGACUCUGAGAAAGUCUGGCGAUGCUAGCACUGAACAAAAUGGCGAUUGUAGCAUGAAUGCUAACAAAAAUCAAGACAAAAAUAUCGGUGAUAAAACUGAACUUAAUGAGGGCCAAAAUGGCUUCAAAUGCAGUUAUGUGAAUCCUGGCCUUGAUAUUGGCCAAAGCAAUUUGGACAAGGGAUAUGAGAAUGCUAGCUUUAGCACAGAACAAAAUGGUUUUACGAAUAGACAUAGCAAUGCUAGCACAAGCCAAAAUGGAUUCAUGAAUGGUUGUGUCUCUUCUCCAUGCAAUACUCAAAGGAAAGCAUGGGCAGUGUAUUACAGCAAAGUCUGAGAUAUAUAUAUGUCACAUCUGACAAGAAAUCCUACUAUAUUACUUUUCUAAUGUAUGUUGUC
Cyprinus carpio (common carp) is the source of this 1332-nucleotide messenger RNA. RefSeq names its product calcium homeostasis modulator protein 1 (gene calhm1b). Gene Ontology annotation, molecular function: monoatomic cation channel activity. Bases 20 to 1270 code for a protein of 416 amino acids. The record is from RefSeq and is a predicted model, not a curated record. The transcript is spliced from 2 exons. NCBI's taxonomy places the organism in Eukaryota, Metazoa, Chordata, Actinopteri, Cypriniformes, Cyprinidae.